UCCGAGGUAGCCAUCCUCAAGUACUUUGAGAUGAUCACCGGUUCGGUGGCCGCUUACCGCACCCGCCACCCAAAGGUCUUUGAGGUGCCCUUCAACUCGGUGAACAAGUACAGCCUGACGAUCAACCAGACGCCCACUAAAGGAGAUGCUGAAGCUAUUGGCGGAUAUUACCUUUCCAUGAAGGGCGCCCCGGAGCGAAUUCUCGAACGGUGCACCACCAUCCUCGUUGACGGCCCCAGUAGAGGCCGUCGAGAAGUGGCCCUCGACGAGAAAGCCCGGGCCAGUUUUGCCGCCGCCUACGAGGCGUUGGGCGGGGCGGGAGAGCGGGUUAUUGGCUUUGCUGAACGGCACCUGCCCAAAGAAAGCUUCCCGCCGGGGUAUCCCUUUAGCGAGGGCACUGACUCGGAUGCCGCCGGCAAGGAGAAUUACCCCGUCACGGGACUGUGCUUUUUGGGCGCCAUCAGCAUGAUCGACCCGCCGAGGCCUAAUGUUCCUGAUGCAGUAGCCAAGUGCCGGUCGGCCGGCAUCAAGGUCAUCAUGGUCACCGGCGAUCAUCCGAUCACCGCCGCUGCCAUUGCUCGUUCUGUGGGCAUCAUCUCUGACGAUUCAGACACCAAAAGCGACGACCAGAAGCGAUUUUCGCUGCUAGCGCACUUUCCACAGUCAAUCGUUAUUAGUGGGGGUGAACUGGCGCAGAUGAGCGAACCGGAGCUCGAUUCAAUUCUGAGAAGAUACGGGGAGAUUGUCUUUGCUCGCACUAGUCCCCAGCAGAAGUUGGCCAUUGUUUGUGCCGCCCAACGGACUGGGGAGGUAGUGGCCGUCACCGGAGACGGCGUCAACGACUCACCGGCGCUUAAGAGGGCCGACAUUGGCAUUGCCAUGGGCGUCACCGG
Rhagoletis zephyria (snowberry fruit fly) is the source of this 893-nucleotide messenger RNA. RefSeq names its product sodium/potassium-transporting ATPase subunit alpha-A-like. Lineage: Eukaryota; Metazoa; Arthropoda; Insecta; Diptera; Tephritidae. Gene Ontology annotation, molecular function: P-type sodium:potassium-exchanging transporter activity; ATP binding; ATP hydrolysis activity. Gene Ontology annotation, cellular component: plasma membrane. The record is from RefSeq and is a predicted model, not a curated record. Gene Ontology annotation, biological process: potassium ion import across plasma membrane; intracellular sodium ion homeostasis; proton transmembrane transport.